AUGGGCGGCGGCCCGACGACGACGCACGUCACGUCGGGGGACCUGAAGAAGGUCGUGCAGGACAUGCCGCCCGCGGGCGGCUACCCCGACGUCAUCUUCAAAAAGGCGACGAUCAACCGGGGCCCCGACGGGUGGAUGAUCUGGGUCGGGUCGCUGCUCACGGUCGCCUUCGGGUUCUACCGCGUGGGCCAGUGCAACCUCGAGCGGAACGCGGCGAAGAAGGAGAAGCGCGAGGCGCGCAUGGCGAUCGUGCCGUACCUCCAGGCCGAGGAGGACGCGCGCGCGGUCGCGGCCAAGCUGAACCAGGACGCCGACGAGGCGGAGAUCAUGAAGGGCGUCAAGGACUGGAAGGUCGGCGCGUCGGUCUACAACAGCGAGCGCUUCUGGGCGCCCCCGAGCCCCGUGGAGCACCCGCGCGCGUAG
This is a messenger RNA of Aureococcus anophagefferens, 423 nucleotides long. RefSeq lists its product as hypothetical. The transcript has a single exon. The record is from RefSeq and is a predicted model, not a curated record. The coding region runs from base 1 to 423 and encodes 140 amino acids. Lineage: Eukaryota; Pelagophyceae; Pelagomonadales; Pelagomonadaceae.